AUGGCCAUGGCCGCGCGGCCACAGACGCCCUCACAGGAUGCAUACAUGAUCCCGCACCCCAACGACCCGGGCGCUUUGAGUCGCGGAUAUGGUCCGCGCUCUACUCUUUCCCGACCGAGCUCUUUCGCCGGUAGCACUUCAUACCACUACGGCUCAGGCGCUCUGGACCCGCAGAUCCACAACCCCCGAUUCAAAGAGGACUUCGACACUGCCAGUCGCCGCAGCUCCGUCCUAUACGACGGCCCUGUUGGAGUGCAGCGCUCGGCCUCUACCAUGUCCCAUGUGCGCUCCCAGACCCCCACUCGUUCGGGCACCUUGCGGAAGAAGGCCUCCUUGAGCAAAAAGGGGAGCUUGCGCCGAAAUGGAAGUCGCAGGAGUCUGCGUGCGGGCAGUGUGAGGAGUCUCAGCUUGGGUGACCGCGAAAAAUACCACAUGGAGGGCUCCGACGAUGUCAACAGUGCUUUCUCCAUUCCCAUCCCUACCACCGGGAACCCGACCGAGAUGUUGGCAAACCGGUUCGGAGCCUGGCGCAAGGUCCUCAAGGAUCUAAUUCUUUUCUUCAAGGAAGUACAGAAAUCCUACGAAACCAGAGCGAAACUAUUCCUGUCGGCUUCCAAUGUCGUCAACAACCAGGUGCUUCCGCCGGGGUUCCUCGAGUCUGGCGGUUUGGGCGAUGCGACGGAGAUACUCCGAGACUUCCACCGACAGGGUUAUACAGAGGCCAACAAGGCCAUCGAGGUGGAGGUGGAGGUGAUUAGUCAAUUGACUGGUCUCCGGAGCGAUCUUCAGAAGAAAACCAAGGAGAUCAAGAGUCUUUCGGGUGAUUUCAAGAACACCGUCGAGAAGGAAAUCGACGGCACGCGCAAGUCUGUGCGCAACUUACAAGAGGCUCUUGGGCUUGUUGAUACCGACCCCUCCGCGACAUCGGGCAAGGGAGAUCCAUUCAUCAUGCGCCUGAAUGUCGAGAAGCAGGUCGAGAAGCAAAUCGAAGAAGAAAACUACUUGCAUCGGGCAUUCUUGAACCUAGAGAACUCUGGUCGAGAACUCGAGGGGAUCGUCGUGAGCGAGAUCCAAAAAGCGUACAAUGCUUAUGCUAGCAUCCUCCGGCGCGAGGCCAACGAGGCCCUUGACACAGUAGAGAAACUCCAGGCAGGACCCAUCUCCAUGCCCCAGGAUCAUGAGUGGAAUGCGUUCGUCGCCGAUACCGAAGAGCUCGUUGAUCCCCGGAUUCCUCUUCGGAAUGUGGAGAACAUCACUUACCCUGGUAAGGAUCAUCCGGCUGCUGCCGAAGUCAGGGCUGGCAUGCUGGAGCGCAAGAGCAAGUAUCUCAAGAGUUAUACUCCUGGCUGGUAUGUCUUGUCGCCGACACAUCUCCACGAAUUCAAGUCGGCCGAUCGUGUCGCAUGGCAGACGCCAGUCAUGUCCCUUUACCUGCCAGAGCAGAAGCUCGGCUCUCACUCACAGGAAGACUCUAGCUCACACAAAUUCCUGCUGAAGGGACGACAGACCGGCGCAAUGCACCGAGGCCACUCGUGGGUCUUCCGUGCUGAAUCCCACGAGACCAUGAUGUCAUGGUACGAGGAUAUCGAAGGUUUGAUUAGCAAGACCGGCGAAGCGCGAAACGCCUUCGUCCGCAAACACGUCCGAAGCGUGAGUGGCAGGUCGAUAAGCAAUGAAGUGAUGGAAGACGAUGAAGCCGAUCGCACCCCUUACUCCGCGGGCUCAGUGGUCAUAUCACAAGAUCGACCCACAUCUUCUCGCCAGGCCGGGGGUGCUUUUCCCAGCGAUGUCCAAAUCGACCGCCACCUCCAAGCACCCCUCUCCCCAUCUAGCGAGGACAGCUCCGCCGGUAGAGGAGACAUGCUAGCCGCUGCCGGAUCUUUCCCCGAUGGCUCCAGCCCCUACGACAACUCGCACCACGCAGCCAAUGAGGAAGACCCCGAUUCUCACCAAGCUUACGAUUCUGGGACGGUGAGAAAAUCUUCUCGUCCCAAGGUAAUGCAGCACGAUAGCUACUAUGGGGAUUGGAUCGGUCCAGCUGCCAUCGUCGCCAGGCAAAAGCAGGCCCAGCAGCUAGAAGACACGCCAGAUGACCGCGAGGUCCGAUCCGAUGGCGAUCAGGCAUCACUUGCCGCUAUCUCUGGCGUUGGUUUCGUCGAUCGCCGCGAUCACUCGGCCCCUCCUCAGGUGGCUCGUCGAGAAAGCGUGUCCACCGCCCCUACUAAUACCAAUGCGACGGAAUAUACAAAUAACACCAAUGCUACCUCGCUCGAUGAUACCAACGAGCUCCCCAAGAUCUUGACUCCUGGCCUCGAAAAUGGUAAUAUCCCACAAGCUGGAUCAGGGACAAUCUCAUCGGACCUGCGGCCCAAAAAUGACAGCAUCGCUGGCUUGGCCAUGAAGAUCCCUGGCCGUUAUCCCCCUACCAAUGUGGCGGCAUAA
Penicillium soppii is the source of this 2442-nucleotide messenger RNA. Its product is annotated as SLM1 family PH domain-containing protein. Lineage: Eukaryota; Fungi; Ascomycota; Eurotiomycetes; Eurotiales; Aspergillaceae. The coding region runs from base 1 to 2442 and encodes 813 amino acids. The record is from RefSeq and is a predicted model, not a curated record. The transcript is spliced from 4 exons.